GCAACGGGUGGCGGUAGUUUGUCAUUCAUUCGUAAUUUAGUUGCAGUAUGGAUCGGAUCGUGAAAUGCGCGGUGCUCGUUUGUUUAGUGGGAGUGCCCUUGUGUGAUGGCAUCAAUAUUCUAUGUUUGAUGGGAGUUCCCAGUCCAAGCCAUCACAUUUGGAACCGGGUGCUGAUGGAAGCUCUGGCAGCGAAGGGAUACAAUCUUACUAUUGUUUCACCGGAUACGGAGAAAGUCCAGAAGCCCAAUUUAACAUACAUUCACCUAGAGGAGGUCUAUCACACCAUUCACGAUGGUGACACGGCAAUCGAUUUCUACGAAAUGGCACAGCAGAAUCUUGUCAAAAGUAUGCUCACGUUUUACGAAUAUGCCUAUUCGCUUUGUGAAGGAGUUUUGCGAUCGAAAGGAUUGAACGAGAUACUAAGCUAUCCAGAUGACUUCAAGUUUGAUUUAGUGCUGUACGAUUACACGUGUGGUCCGUGUUUGAUGGGAUUGUAUCAUAAGUUCGGCCAGCCACCGUUAGUUGGAGUUACCGGUUUCAAUAUUCCUCCGUACACUGUGGAUUUGAUCGGCGGUCACAAAUAUCCGGCCUACAUACCGUAUUAUACUUUGACUUAUGACACAGACAUGACAUUCUUUCAGAGAUUGGAGAAUUCCUUCAUCUAUACCGUUGAUUAUUUGUAUCGCAACUACUAUUAUCUGCCAAAGACGGACGAAAUAAUCCGACGCAGGCCAGAGUUCAAGGAUGGCCCUUACUUGGGAGAUUUGGAUCAAAAAAUGAUUCUGAUGCUCGUAAAUUCUCACCACGCGGUUGACUUUCCUGAACCCAUACCUCAGAAUAUGAUCCCAGUUGGUGGUUUGCAAAUACUGCCUUCAAAACCACUACCAGCCGAUAUUGAGGAGUUCGUAAGAACUUCCAGAAAAGGCGCGAUUCUCUUCUCACUGGGCACUAACGUCCUAAGCUCGGAUUUGGGAGAAGAACGCAUCAAAAUGUUCUUGGAAGCAUUUGGGAAGUUCCCAGAUUACAACUUUCUGUGGAAGUUUGAAGCGGAUCCCACAAAGUACAAGAUUCCAAAAAAUCUGAUGAUGCGUAAAUUUUUACCCCAAAGUGACAUUUUGGCACACCCUCGAACCAAGCUGUUCAUUACCCACGCUGGAUUGUUGAGCACCCACGAGGCAACUUGGCAUGGUGUUCCGAUGAUCGGGAUUCCUUUCAUAGCAGAUCAAUAUCGGAACUUAGAGAAAUCCCUACGAGCCGGAGUGGCCGAAAGGUUGGAUGUUUGGACGCUGACAACCGAAAGAAUAGUGCACACUAUCCGGAAAGUUUUGGAAGAUCCAUCUUAUCGGCUCAAAAUGAGCGAGAAGUCUGCCCUGUUUCGGGAUCAACCGGAAAAACCUCUGGACCGUGCUCUCUGGUGGAUCGAUUGGUGUUUGCGUCAUCCGAAAGCGGAAACCAUUCAAUCACCUACGUUACGCUUAGGGCUGUGGAGAAGUGAAUUGUAUGAUGUUAAAAUUUUCGUUAUUGUGGUUGCAGUGGCUGUAUUUGUUGUUGCUAAAAGAGUUAUAGGUAGUCUAACAAGAAGUAAUAAGAGUAAUAAAAAACUUAAGAAAAAGUGAAUUUGAUAGUUCGCUAUGUGUGAGUGCAACUUUUUACGAUAGUGAUACGUUCGUGACAGAUGAAUCGAAUCACUGCUAAUGCUGACAGUAAGUAACGAGAUAUUAUUUAUUAAUUUUAUAUUAAUAGUCGAAUAAAUAAAAAUUCAAAGCUUUGUUGCUUACA
Molecule: messenger RNA, 1779 nt
Organism: Aedes albopictus (Asian tiger mosquito)
Lineage: Eukaryota; Metazoa; Arthropoda; Insecta; Diptera; Culicidae
Product: UDP-glucosyltransferase 2
Exons: 3
Coding region: 48-1616 (522 amino acids)
Molecular function (GO): UDP-glycosyltransferase activity
Source: RefSeq, a predicted model, not a curated record